Molecule: messenger RNA, 535 nt
Organism: Brassicogethes aeneus
Lineage: Eukaryota; Metazoa; Arthropoda; Insecta; Coleoptera; Nitidulidae
Source: the annotation of a GenBank genome assembly
AGUGGUUAGAGAACUGUCAAAAUUGAACAUUGAAUAAUUUUACAUCUUUUUAUUUAUUAAAUUCUUAAAAAUGGGGAUAAUUGGGUUUGCAGUAAAAGUUGGGUUAGCAGGAGGGGCCGUUUAUUAUAUUAAUAACCAAGGAGUAUGGAGUCAAGACAGUCAAGAAUCCGUAAAAACCUACAACAACAUUAAAACUUCCAUUAACCCAUACAUAGACGACAUCAAAGCUCAAAUCCCUAUUGAGCUACCAAAAAUUCCCGAAACAGACAACCUUUGGCAAAUGGGCAGACAAUAUUGGAAUAAAGGAGUUCAAGCCACAUUCCAACAUUUAAGUAACAGCCCGCAGUAUAUCAAAGAAUGGACCCAAAAUGGGUUAAACAGUGCAAUGGAGAAUGAGGGAAUUAAAAGUUUCGUUGAAUCCUUCUCGGCUAAAGAACAACCCUUGAAAAAAGGAAAUUAGUAAUUUUUGUGGAUGUGUAAUUCUAAAUUAUUUAAAUAUACCACAUAAAUGUGUUUUAUUUGCAUUUUUGAGACC